Molecule: messenger RNA, 1644 nt
Organism: Pelagomonas calceolata
Lineage: Eukaryota; Pelagophyceae; Pelagomonadales; Pelagomonadaceae
Source: the annotation of a GenBank genome assembly
CCACUGGCACUGGCAAUCUUAAGUUGUCAAGCUUAGGCGCUCGAAGUCCUCCCAGGCGCCGUUGAGCGCCUUGAUGAGCGCGACGUUGCCCCGCUGGUGCGCAGUGUCCACGGGCCGCUCGCCGCUCCUGUUCCGCGCGGCCUGGUUCGCGUGGCGCGAGGACAACAACGCCACGAUCUCGCAGGCCUUCUCGUCGUCGCCGCAGUCACCCGUCGCGGCGACGUGGAGCGGCGUCGCGCCCGUGCCGUCGACGGCGUCGACGUCCGCGCCCGCGUCCACCAGCAUCUUGGCGGCGCGCGUCGCGCCGUGCAGCGCGCAGGCGUGGAGCGCCGUCCGGCCCUGGGCGUCCGCCGCGGCCAGCAGCCGCGCGAGGGGCGGCCCCUCGCCCACGUGGUCCAUGAGCACGCGCAUGACCUCGACGUGACCCCUUGAUGCUGCAAUCACCAGCGGCCGCGACGCGGCGCAGGCCGCGGCCUCGUUCUGCGUGAUGCCCUUCUGCGUCUUGCUCCGCCGCGGCUUCGACGUCGGUUUGAGGUAGGGGUUCUCCGCCGCGAGCGGCGGCGCGUCGCCCCCGAUCACGCGCCCGCGCCCCGUCGUAAACAAACCGCCGAGGCCCAGCGCGUCGCCCAGGGCGUCGGCGCCCGCUUCGAGACAGGCUCGACAAGCGUCGGCGUGGCCCGCGCCGCACGCAUAAUCUAAGGCCGUCGCGCCGUGCGCGUCGGGCUGGUCCGCGCGGCCGCCGCGCGCCGCCAGGACGUGGACGUGGUCCGCGCGGCCCGUCGCCGCCGCCGUCCGGAGCGCGUCGUCUAGACGGGCCUGCUUGUCGAGGCGGUCCGCCAUCUUCGCGGCCGUGUCGCGGUCGCGCAGCAACUCCUGGAGCUUCGCGCGCGUCUGCGCGAGCUUCUUGCGUUUGGUGGCCCCGAUGGGCAGCGCGAGCUCCGGGUCGCCCUCGAGGUCCCGCGCGACCGUCUCGGCCGCGUUGAUGAGCUCGACGCGCCUCCGCUCGACCCGUCGCAAUUCUUCGCGCGUCUGCUUCUCGCGCAGCGCGCCGACGUGGCGCGCGAGGCGCCGCGCGUCUCGAUUGGCAUCGGCGGCCUCGCGCUCGGCGGCGUCUCUCCCUACGACGGCCUCCGCCGCCAGGCGCUCCGAGGCCUCGCUCACGAAGCGCGCGUUCUUGAGGCGCCGCUCCAGGUCGUCCGCGCGGAGCGCCGCCGCCGCGACGCGCCGCAUGACCACUUCCUCCACCUCCUUGGCGGCGUUUUGGCCCCGCUGCUCCGCCUCGCCGAUUUUUGCGUGCAUCCGCAGUAACUCCGCGUCCUUCGCUUUGCAGAUCGCCUCGGCGGCGGCUUGCGCGAGGAUCGACGCGGACCGCGCCUCCUCCAAUUGCUUCACGCGCUGCUCGAGGCGCCGCUCGACGGCCGUCGGUUUCCUCGUGGCUUCCUCGUCGUCGUCGGGGGACUGGGGGCGCUCGUCCUCCUCCAUGGUCGCGGCUGAUUGGGCUGCCCUGCCCGGCUGCCUGACGCCUGGUCCUGAGCGCUAAGCUCUCGACGCCCGAGGAGACCCAAGAAGGGCGUCCCCAGCAGCCCCACGAAGGCGUCCUCGGCGUUCAAGGCCUUGGCAAGCGCUGCAAAAGUUAGCGCCACC